Molecule: messenger RNA, 2757 nt
Organism: Striga hermonthica
Lineage: Eukaryota; Viridiplantae; Streptophyta; Magnoliopsida; Lamiales; Orobanchaceae
Source: the annotation of a GenBank genome assembly
AUGGCUGAUUUGCAGAGGCCUAGUCUUGUGGAAAGGGACAUUGACCAGGCCAUCACAGCCCUUAAGAAAGGAGCACACUUGCUGAAGUAUGGUAGGAGAGGGAAGCCCAAGUUUUGCCCAUUUAGACUUUCCACAGAUGAGACCGCCUUGAUAUGGUGUUACGGGAAAGAUGAGAGACAGCUUGAGCUACGUCGUGUUUCGAGGAUAGUCCCUGGGCAGAGGACUUCGAUAUUUCAGCGGUACCCCCGUCCCGAAAAGGAAUACCAAUCAUUUUCCCUCAUAUACGACGACAGGUCCUUGGAUCUGAUAUGCAAAGAUAAAGAUGAAGCCGAAGUCUGGUUUGCCGGUUUAAAAGCUCUUAUUGGACGCGGCGGGUACAGAAGACGGAGAAAUGAUUGGAGAAGUGAAGCGCUGCCCGAAAGCCCACGUGGUCGGAGGAUUACUCCAUCAAAUACAGCUGUGAGUAGUAGUACCUUGAUCAUUUUUUCACAUAAUCCAAGAAUACAUGCUCUUUUUUCCACUCCUGAUAUCUUCAUUGAUCUAAUUCAGUUUACUCAGGAUGAAGGAUCCACCACCAUGACUGCUUCCCAAAGCAGACUCGGGAAAUCAUUCGCUGAUGUCUUGUCUUACACCGCUGCAGACAAGAACCCUCAACUAACUGAACAGUCCAAUGGGCCGACCAUGCGGACGUCGGGAGCCGACACGAUCCGAGUCAGCCUCUCAAGCAUUGUGAGCUCCGUGGUCCUCGACGUGCAGCGGAUCGCGUGCGGGCAGAGGCAUGCCAUCCUUGUCACAAGGCAGGGGGAUGUUUUCAGCUGGGGAGAGGAGGAUGGGGGCAGGCUCGGCCACGGGGUCGAAUCCGACGUUUCCCAACCGAGGCUUGUCCAAGCCCUGGAGGGAAAACCCGUCGAGUUCAUCGCGUGCGGCCAACGCCACACUUGUGCCGUCACGCUCUCGGGUGAUUUGUAUAUGUGGGGGGACGGCAGUACUCCUGACGGGCCGGGUCACUGGCUUCCGAAGCAGGUUGGGGGCCCGUUGGAGGGCCUUCAGGUCUCUUCGGUGGCGUGUGGCCCGUGGCACACGGCUGUGGUGACAUCGGCGGGACGGCUGUUCACGUUCGGGGAUGGGACGUUCGGCGCGCUGGGACACGGGGAUCGAUGUGGGGUGUGUAGCCCACGUGAAGUCGAGGGCCUCAAGGGGCUGAGGACCGUGAGGGCGGCAUGCGGUGUGUGGCACACGGCAGCGGUCGUGGACGGGGACAGGGGUCAGCUCUUCACUUGGGGGGACGGGGACAGGGGUCAGCUCGGCCACACCAAUGGCGACCCGAGGCUGAUUCCUGAGAUGGUGUCCUCGUUGGCUGACAUGGAUUUCUGUCGGGUGGCGUGCGGGAAUAGUCUCACACUGGCUCUCACUACAUCAGGCCGAGUGUAUGCCAUGGGGAGCAUGUGUGGAGGGAAGCACCCAAUCUGCAUUCGAGACAACAUAGGCGAGUCUUUCGUUGAGGAUAUUGCCUGCGGCUCACACCACAUGGCCGUCCUGACUUCAAAGUCGGAGGUCUACACGUGGGGCAAAGGCUCCAGCGGGCAGCUCGGCCACGGCGAUGUCCAGGACCGUAAUAUUCCCACGCUCGUCGUGUCAUUGAAGGACAAACAGGUGAAGAGCAUUGCUUGCGGCUCGAAUUUCACGGCUGUCAUUUGCCUCCAAAGGUGUAUAUCGAGUGCCGACAACUCCGUCUGCUCGGGCUGCCGCAGCCCUUUCAAUUUCAUUCGGAAGCGGCACAACUGCUACAACUGCGGGCUCGUCUUUUGCAAGGGCUGUAGUGCCCGGAAGUCCGUCAAGGCCUCGUUGGCGCCGACUGCGAGUAAGCCGUACCGCGUUUGUGACGACUGCUUCAUGAAGCUGGCAGAGAGAGGCCCAGCAGCGUCCAGGGUCUCGAGCGUGAAUGUUCAAAGGCUGUCGUCUGUCAAGUUGGACCGAAAUCUUGGGCUGAGUGUGAAGAGGCCUAGCACGUCGUCCAAAUCACCGACAAGCCCGCUUGGGUUGUCCCAGAAUUUCCUAACGUUUUUCAUGCCGGACCCGAAGAUAGUAUCCCGUUCGCCGUCCCCUGUGCCGGGGAAGACCCCACAGAGGUCGUCCACACCCUCGCCGCCCAUGUCUCAGUCCAAUACGGAAGAUAGUAGCACUGAUGUGCUGAGCUUUGAGCUCAAGAGCUUAAGGGCACAGGUGGAGAAUCUAACGAGCAAAUCCCAACUUCUCGAAACUGAACUUGAAAGCAAAAGAAAGCAACUGAAGGAGAUGGCGGCACGGGCAGCAGAUAAAGCUGAAAAGGCCAAAGCUGCUAAACAAGUGAUCAAGUCUCUCACUGCUCAGUUAAAAGAGAUGUCCGAAAAAGUGGCAGAGGAGCAAGCAACUGCUUUUAGCCAUUCGGAACCUGAUGUGGAAAUGAUGAACGAUCCUAACCGUCCAUCCAACGGAAGCAGUGUGACUAGUAUAACCUCUCCAAAGACCAAAAACAGUGACCAUACAAAUGCACAAAUGAUGCAAAACGGAACAAAAUCCCAAACACAAAAGUCAAAGCGGAUUGUGCAAGACGAGCCAGGCGUCUACAUAACUCUCGUGUCCCUGCCCAAUGGUGCGAAUGAAUUAAGACGAGUUCGUUUCAGUAGGAAAUGUUUCAAAGAAGAAGAGGCGGAGAAGUGGUGGGCAGAGAAUGGGACGAGAGUAUGCGAGCAACACAAUGUCACGACUGUGCGCUAG